This is a messenger RNA of Aspergillus terreus NIH2624, 1107 nucleotides long. RefSeq names its product ATP-dependent (S)-NAD(P)H-hydrate dehydratase. The transcript has 6 exons. The record is from RefSeq and is a predicted model, not a curated record. Gene Ontology annotation, molecular function: ATP-dependent NAD(P)H-hydrate dehydratase activity. Gene Ontology annotation, biological process: metabolite repair. Bases 1 to 1107 code for a protein of 368 amino acids. Lineage: Eukaryota; Fungi; Ascomycota; Eurotiomycetes; Eurotiales; Aspergillaceae.
AUGGAGGCCCAUCAUAUUACCACCUCUUCAAAGACCUUGUUCAACAAGGUACGCAAGAUUGUCCCGCCGUUGUUGGAGAGAUUCCACAAAGGCCAACAGGGACGUGUGGCUGUUAUCGGUGGAUGCGCCGACUACACAGGCGCUCCCUACUUUUCCUCAAUGGCCUCCGCCAAAUUAGGAUGCGAUAUGAGCCAUGUCAUCUGCGAACGCUCCGCAUCACCCGUAAUCAAAUCAUACUCCCCAAAUCUGAUGGUUCACCCGUUACUCCCGAGCAGCGACACGGUCCAAAACCCGGACUCCAUUGAUGCCCCGGCACUCGCCGGUCCGAUCAUCGCGAUGCUCUCGCGUCUCCACGCUUUAGUUAUAGGCCCCGGGCUAGGUCGCGACGGGGUAACGCUCAAGGUCGUCAACGAGGUGAUGAAAGAAGCCCGGUCUCGCUCGAUACCGUUCGUGCUCGACGCCGACGGGCUGCUCCUGGUGACCGAGGACCCGGACCUGGUGAAGGGGUACAAGGAGUGCAUCCUCACGCCCAACGUCAACGAGUUCAGCCGUCUGGCCAAGGCGCUGGGCAUCGAAGUCCCCAGCCAAGCCCAGAUUGCCUCUGAAUCCAACGGCGGGGACAAGACGAACCGCGAGACCGAGGCGUGCGAGAAGCUCUCCAAAGCCCUCGGCGGGGUGACCAUCAUCCAGAAGGGCCCUCACGAUGUGAUCUCGAACGGGGUCACCAGCAUCAUCUCCGAUAUUACAGGCGGCCUGAAGCGCAGCGGCGGGCAGGGCGACACCCUCACCGGCUCACUGGGCACCCUGCUUGCCUGGCGCGCGGCGUACCACAACGGGCUGUGGGACUCGGGAGAAAAGGACAACCCCAAGGAGGCGCAGAGUAAGCAGGAAGUGCAGGCGGAGCUGGAAGCGGAAGACAAGCGGAUGUCGCCGGCGACGACCUUGCUUCUGGCGGCUUGGGCAGGCAGCGCCAUCACCCGCGAGUGCUCACGGCGGGCCUUCAAGGCGAAGGGCCGCAGCAUGCAGGCCAGUGACUUGACUGAAGAGGUCCACGAGAGUUUCCUGGCUUUGAUCGGUGAGCCGGAAGGAUCGAAGGUGCAUCUUUAG